Molecule: messenger RNA, 663 nt
Organism: Cylicostephanus goldi
Lineage: Eukaryota; Metazoa; Nematoda; Chromadorea; Rhabditida; Strongylidae
Source: the annotation of a GenBank genome assembly
GUUGCUGGUGUUGGAUUAGUCUACUUCGUUUUCUGCGCCAUAGAAGGUUUAGCUCGAGUGUCCAAGAAUCACGUCGAAGCAGCUAAACAGAAGCAGUUUGCUGCACUUCCUUUGGUCAUAACAGAAAUGGUCAUUUUCUAUUGGAUAUUUACGUCACUAGGCGCUACUAUGCGCACGCUAAAGUUGAGGAGGAACGAGGUGAAGCUGACGGUCUAUCGACAUUUUAUGAAUACUCUUAUGUUUGCUGCCAUUGCUUCGGUUAUUUUCAUGAUCUGGAGUCUUCUAUUUCACAUUUUCCCCACAUGUUUGAAGGACUGGAAGGAACUAUGGGUGGACACUGCCUUCUGGCAUGUUCUGUUUUGCUUCAUCCUCAUAGUUAUCGUCAUUUUAUGGCGGCCGUCGGUCAAUAAUCAGCGUUAUGCCUUCACACCUCUUCUGGAUGAUAGUGAAGAUGAAAAUGAUCAAGACGAGAUUUUCAAUGCUUCUGCGCCUGGAUUUGAGAUGUUGAAGCAGCGCGAGUCUGGCAGCGGAGCAGAUAUGCGGCGUCAGAAGGAGAAGGAUCGUGAAGAUCAUAAACUACAGGUCAUUCGUGUUGUAUUCGGGCAAAUUCAAAGGCUACUUUCUCAAGUAUUUUUGAGCAUGUGUUGCCUUAGUGGAAUCUAG